CCUGAUUUUCUAUAUUUUAAUGGCGCAAGAGACUUACCGAAAGAGGCGUAUAAUCCUAAAACGUACACCAAAUAGACAUUCCCGGACUGUGUAAACACAAUGGCCUCACCUACUGGACCUAGAGAGGGGCAGUGCAGUGAUGUUGAACAUCAGAUACCAGUUUCUGAAUCUGGAACAACUGAUAUCAAUCUUGAUGUACAUUCGGAUUAUGCUGGUACGGUAUCGAACACCUCGAACAUCACCGGAAAUGCGUCUGCAUUCAUGCACACAGACGAUUUGCAGAGAUGUCUCGAUCACAUGACGAGACUGAAUUGUGUGAUUUUAACAGGGAUGUCUGGAAUUGGUAAAACCGAGAUAGCGAAGAAGUACUGGCACACAAAGAAGAGCAACUAUGAUGUCGGAUGGCUCAUACCUAGUAAGUCGAACAAGGAACUAAGGACUUCAAUUUUUCAAUUCUUAGAAAAAUUGGACGCAAUACGCAUAAAAAUUGAUCUAACCAAAGAUAUGGAAUUGCCAAAAGUUCUCGAAAAAAUCCACUUAGAGAUCAGUGGUACUUCAACGGGAAUCAAUUCGAAAAUAAAGUACUUGUUGAUAUUUGAUGAUGUACGUGAGGAGACGCAUCAAGCUAUUGUCGAGGGGUUUCCAUCAAGACCGAACAUAGCUGUCAUUAUUACAACCCAACAAAGCCUUCUGUCAAAUAAAUACUCCUUAGAAUUGAAAGGCUUUACCGAAGAAGAAGCGUUGAAGAUGUUGCACGAUAUAAAUGAUUCUGACGAGCUCAAGCAUAGUUUAUGGGAGGCGAUGAGUCAUCUUCCAAGUGCACUAGUCUGUGCUGGCUAUGACAUAAAGAAAAUUCAGAGAGGCAUAAGACAUUACAUCAAAGGAAUCCAAGAUAAAGAUCAGUACAAGUCUAUAGAAAAACGUGAUCUUCAAAUAUUGGGCAUCAGCUACGAUGGCAAGACUCCAAUCGAGGCACAUGUUAGCAACGCAAAGACCAUGCUCGAUGAAUUGAAAGAAGAAAAUGAAUCGCUUUGUUUUGUUUUGAAAACUAUAGGCUUCUUCAACUCGAAAGAUAUACCCGAGUUCAUACUGAGGGAUAUUUUGAGACAAAGAAAUAUUGAUAAUACUGGGAUUGUGAUUGAAGACGAAAAACUUGAUUAUUUAAUAGAUCAACUAGUAACGAAAAUGCAGGCUAGAUCAUACGUCACCUUAUCACCAAAUGGGAACCAUGGAGAUGAUGGCCGUUUCGUUGAUACCCAUGAUCUAGUACAGCUUGGGAUUCGUUACGCAAUGGAAGAAAAGGACGAGAAACCUAUCUUAGAGACACUCAUGCGAGUUUUGUUGCGUUACUUCGCCAAGGAUACCAGAUACAUGAAGUUUUUCAGUAGAAUAACUCGUCUUAUGCCGCAUGUUGAGACUGUGCUGGAUCAUUUUGAAAAGUUAGGCGUUAUGGACGUAACUUUUGAUAUGAAAGUGAUGGCAAUUGCUAUGAAUGAUAUCCUUGGCUACUCCUAUACACAGAAGAAUUUUAUUGAUGUAGCGGAAGAGAAGCUUACGAAAAGCGUGGAUAUGCUGUACAAAGUGCUCAAUAUAGAAGAACAAGAUUUGGACCGUCAUAUAAAAGGAGGGCUUCAAGGUAAAGACAGGGACGAUGUCGAGAAGUUUGCCCAGGAGAAAGCGAAAUUUAUAUUUAGCAAGCUGAAAGGAUUGGGGGAUAUCUUGGUCGACAAACUUGUGCUGAACACAGUUCUGAACACAGCUGAUGUUAACCUCAUAGAAUCAAAACUGCCAAAAGUGAAAUUACCAAAGCUACUAUCACAGAAUAGAACGGAUAGGAAGAUUUAUGAUACGUUAGUUGAUAAUGAACUGGCGAUAUCAGAAGAAAUCAUGAAAACAAUAUACCUUCCAGAAUUAUUUGCUUCAGUAUUGUAUAGCCAUGGACGUAUGUACUUCUACAAGUCUACGAAGGACAGAACAAAUACGUUUAUUUCCAAUUUACGAGUUGCAUCUGCCCUGUGCGAGAUUAUCCAAAAGAAAAUGAAAUGCGUUGUCCUACAUAGAAUACUAACGCAACGAAACGGUCUGAUGUAUCUUUACUCUGAGAAAACUGACGAGUUUGGAGAGGAAAAAGAUGGCAAUAAAAUACUAGAGGAUUUGUAUAAAGGGAAGAGUGAAUACGAAAAGUUGAGAAGGCGAACUGAUGAAGAGGAUUGGUACCAGUACGGAAUUCUCAAGGUCACCCAAGGUGAUUCGUUCCACAAGUGUAAAUGCUUGGAAAAGAUCAUUUACAUUUGUACAGAAAUCCUGAAGUUAGAGACUUCGCUUCAGAAAAGAGAAGGGGUCGUCGAAGAAGGUAGAGACGCGACAAGAGAGCUAAUGGACGUACUUGAUCACCAAGAGAAGGAAUCAAAGCUGCAUAAAGCGUCAAACUUCUACUCCGUCACAGCAAAGUUCUACGACGAGGCCAAGUGCUGGGAUGAGGCCUUCAACUACUAUACGAAAACCAUUGAUCGAUGCAAGCAUCCAGACAGAGGCAAUAUUGAAUGGAAAAAAUAUGGCGAAUGUUGCCUGUCUGUAAUGCGUGUUGCCAGGAACGUCGACAAAAAAGAAAAAAUCGUAAAGGAAUUCUUCGAUGCAGUCAAUACAAUCCGACAUGGCCAUAUCGUUUUCAGAAGAUGUGCUAGGAAGGUUUUUGCAGUCUGGAUCUGUACCUCACCCUGA
Messenger RNA from Owenia fusiformis, 2721 nucleotides. Lineage: Eukaryota; Metazoa; Annelida; Polychaeta; Sabellida; Oweniidae. The record is from the annotation of a GenBank genome assembly.